AUGGCGCAGCAGGACAAUCCACAACUUGCUGGAGGUGCUCCGCCACCAAACUUUCAUAUCGAUGCGUUCCACCGGAUGAAAAUUCGUAGGAAUAGAUGGGUAGAGAGGUUAAUAACGGCGUUUGCUAUUUACGGUUUCGGCACCGCCGAAUUGCGUCGUAAUUUUUUGCUACACUUGAUGGGACCGGACACCUAUGAGAUUGCUUGCGAUAGAGUGGCUCCGCAAAGUCCACGUACAAUGACGUAUCAAGCGAUUAUCGAUGUUUUGGAAGGACACUCUAAUCCUCAGCCUCUCGAAAUUAGCGAAAACUUCCGUUUCAAAUGUCGGAAACAGGGCGACAAAAAUGCCAGCUCGCUGGAUGAGACCAUAGACGAAUACCUCACUGCACUGAGGAGAAUUGCAGUGACAUGCAAUUUUGGAAAUUAUUUGGAGACCGCCUUAAGAAAUCAGCUCGUUUUUGGAAUGAAGAGUAACGACAUACAGGCACGACUGCUAGAGCGACUACAGUUGACACUGGCUGAUGCAAGGGAUGUCGCAGUAGGUAUGGAGUUGUCACUCAAAGGUGGAGCUGAAAUAGAAGGAGCCUAUGCCAAACAGGAAGUACAUGCUUUACAUCACCAACAAGGUAAGGCUCAAAAUAAGAAAGUGGGUGGAUCAAGCCAGUCUAGUGGCAAACCCGCUACUGAUUUACAAUGCUACCGUUGCGGUGAUAAAUCGCACUUAGCUAAAAAGUGCCGGCAUUUGAACACAGUGUGUUCUUAUUGCAAAAUUAAAGGCCAUCUAGAACGAGUAUGCAUGAAAAAAACUACUGCGAAUAGAGGUGAACCUAGCCGACAGGGUUCAAAACUAAAUACGGCGAAAGCCGACGUACGCGAAGGUCGUGAUGCCAAAAAGGCCAGUAGCGGUGACGUUAUGGUGGGAGAAAUAUGUACGGUUGACUCUCGACCAUCAGACGCAAAAAUGUGGUUGCCAGUAAAUGUUUGCGGUGUAGGUCUUCGCUUCGAAGUCGACACAGGUAGUCUCGUUAGCAUAAUUAAUACCCAAUACUACGAUAAACACUUCCGGAAUAUCAAAUUGCGAAACAGUGACUUGAAUCUGGUUAGUUACUGCAACACAGAUAUACAAAUCAAGGGAGUGUUGGAUGCUGACGUGAAAUGUAAUGGAACGAGAGCGCGUUUGCCUUUGUAUGUAGUAAAUUCGGGAAAACAUCCCCUGCUUGGCCGAGAGUGGCUUAAAGUAUUAGCGGUGGACUGGAGUUCUAUUUUGCAAUCUUCAGGGACAGUUCACGCGAUUAAUCCACUCAACAUUUCCAACGCCUUGAAUAAGCUUUUCACAACCUAUAUAAGAGUGUUCGACGAUUCGAUUGGAAAGAUUUCUUCAGUGCAAGCGCGCCUUACAUUGAAACCAACUGCAACUCCUGUUUUCUUGCGAGCUCGAAAAGUUCCGUUCAAUUUAAAAAAUGCGAUUGACAUUGAGUUAGAUAAGUUAGUAACUGAAGGGGUACUAACGAAAGUCGAUAACAGUAACUGGGCAACUCCGAUCGUUCCCGUUAAGAAAUCCGAUAACAGAUUUAGGAUCUGCGGGGAUUACAAACAAACGGUCAACCCCAACUUAAAAGUGGAUCAGCAUCCACUGCCAAUAGCAGAUGAGUUGUUCGCGUCGUUGGCAGGAGGUGAUAAGUUCUCUAAAAUUGAUCUGGUGCAAGCGUAUCUUCAACUUGAAGUGGCCCCAGAAGAUAGAGAGAUACUGACGUUAAAUACACACCAUGGGUUGUACCGACCGAAUCGUCUUAUGUACGGUAUCGCGUCCGCUCCUGCGAUUUGGCAACGCUAG
Molecule: messenger RNA, 1833 nt
Organism: Wyeomyia smithii (pitcher-plant mosquito)
Lineage: Eukaryota; Metazoa; Arthropoda; Insecta; Diptera; Culicidae
Exons: 1
Coding region: 1-1833 (610 amino acids)
Molecular function (GO): nucleic acid binding; zinc ion binding
Source: RefSeq, a predicted model, not a curated record